This is a messenger RNA of Capsella rubella, 479 nucleotides long. Its product is annotated as E3 ubiquitin-protein ligase RHA1B. The record is from RefSeq and is a predicted model, not a curated record. The transcript has a single exon. Gene Ontology annotation, biological process: protein ubiquitination. Bases 78 to 479 code for a protein of 133 amino acids. Gene Ontology annotation, molecular function: ubiquitin protein ligase activity; zinc ion binding. NCBI's taxonomy places the organism in Eukaryota, Viridiplantae, Streptophyta, Magnoliopsida, Brassicales, Brassicaceae.
AGAAACAAAAUAUUUUUAAAUUCUUAGAUUUUUCUCAUAUUUCACCAUCCUUUAACAACAAAAAAUAAAAGAGAAUCAUGGGCUUGUCUCACGGCGGCGCCGGAGUUAUCAUCAUCGGAGUUAUUCUGAAUGAUUUGAUCAAAACGGUUCGUUCUUUGAUUGAUCCUCGUCGUUGGCUUGGUGUUUAUUAUACGUGGGGGAGUAGUAGUACUAUCUCCUCUGGCCUAAACAAAAUUCCGAUAGACGAUAUGUUGCCGGCAACAAAAUUCGAGGAGAUGUCGUCAAGAAGGGUAAAUCUGCCGGAGAGCUGCCGGAUAUGCCAAGAGGAGUUCGACGGCGGUGAGGAUGUACGGUGUUUGAGGAAUUGCGUACACGUUUAUCACAGGGCGUGUAUUGACCGUUGGAUCCGUGACGAUAAGAUGACAUGCCCUUUGUGUCGGACACCCAUCGUCCCUGAUUUCUAUUUUUUCCGUUUGUAA